AUGCAUGUCCGCUCGCUCAAAAGAGCCGAUAUCCCUUCGCUAGUCACUAUGACGAUCGAAUGUGACAAAACCGAUGCGUUGGCCGACUACCUCCUUCAUGAUCAAGAUCGAUAUCCCACUUCACUGAGACGAGGCAUAUGGUAUUUCAUCCGUUCCAAGGUUGCAGGCGACAGUGGAACCAUUGCGUUCGUUCUCGAGACAGAUGCGGAAGAUUAUGUUGAGCCUCGGGGUAAUGUCUUGCCAUGUGGAAACUCGGAUGUAUCCGAUCAGAACAAAUCUGAGGUGAUUGGCGUAGCAAUAUGGACUCGGCAUGGCUCGUCUCCCGUCGCGCGAUCCUGGCAGAAACGUGCUCGUGGUGGUGUUUUCGACAUGGUGGAACGAAUGUUGCUUGCCAUAGAAGAAAGGUACAACGCCUUUUUUCCCAGUUUGAAUCCAACGCUCAAUCGUGAGCAUCUCAAUCAUCUGCCAGAUGAGAAAUGGGAUCCUGAGAUCUUUCCGGAGUAUUGGCAUCUUGAACUUCUGCAGGUGCAUCCGCAAUGGCAGCGACGUGGGCUUUCAAAAUUGUUGCUCAGAUGGGGACUCGAGCGGGCGCAAGAAGAACUCGUGCCUAUCACUUUGACGGCUAGUGCGAUUGGAAAUCUGGUAUACCGCAGCGCUGGCUUCAAGAGUGUUGGGUAUUGUGGACCUACAGAUGACACAAUGGUGAAAUCAACGCAGAUAGCUAGGCUGGACGGCCUUAUGCUUGCGGCUUCUGUCGAUGAUGAGCAGGUCGAAACAGAACUCGCCGAGGUCAAAUCGCAGGCCAAAAUGAUCUUCAGGCGGCUGAACCGAAAUUCUGAGCAACAAGCAAGCAUUGAAUCUGGCCAAUACUCCCUUCACUACAUCAUAAAAGACUCUGUCUGCUUCCUCUGCAUCUGCGACCGAUCCUAUCCUCGCAAAUUGGCCUUUACCUACCUCUCCGACCUGGCCCAGGAGUUUACCACGAUCUACCCUUCACCGCAGUAUUUGUCGGCGACGCUCCGGCCCUAUGCAUUUGUGGAAUUCGAUACAUUCAUUCAACGAACUAAGAAGACGUACCAAGACAGCAGGGCAAGUGCGAAUUUGGACAAACUGAACGAUGAAUUGAAAGAUGUCACCAAAGUCAUGACCAAGAACAUUGAGGAUUUGUUGUACCGUGGAGAUAGUCUGGAGAGGAUGGGCGAAAUGAGUGGUCGGUUAAGAGAGGACAGCAAAAAAUACCGAAAAGCAGCUGUGCGAAUAAACUGGGAGUUGAUGUUGAAACAAUAUGGCCCGUUCGCUGGCUUGGGUCUCAUCAUGCUCAUAUUCAUUAUCUGGAGGUUUUUCUGA
This is a messenger RNA of Rhinocladiella mackenziei CBS 650.93, 1347 nucleotides long. RefSeq lists its product as uncharacterized. Gene Ontology annotation, biological process: endoplasmic reticulum to Golgi vesicle-mediated transport; vesicle fusion with Golgi apparatus; retrograde vesicle-mediated transport, Golgi to endoplasmic reticulum. NCBI's taxonomy places the organism in Eukaryota, Fungi, Ascomycota, Eurotiomycetes, Chaetothyriales, Herpotrichiellaceae. Bases 1 to 1347 code for a protein of 448 amino acids. Gene Ontology annotation, cellular component: endoplasmic reticulum-Golgi intermediate compartment; ER to Golgi transport vesicle membrane; endoplasmic reticulum membrane. The transcript is spliced from 6 exons. The record is from RefSeq and is a predicted model, not a curated record. Gene Ontology annotation, molecular function: SNAP receptor activity; acyltransferase activity, transferring groups other than amino-acyl groups.